AUGGAUAACGGCCGCGACACUCAGUCUGCUCGCGGGGUGCCUAAUGCGGAGGCGGGCAGUGCGAACACCUUGGACGCGAUGUCCCCCAUGCCUCACAAAUUAUCUCCCGCCGAAGAACCCAUGCGAUUACAACAUCCUUUAUCGCUGCAUAUAGACGGCUUGAACGCUGUUACCGUCGCCCAUGGCGAGGGGAACUCGACACCGGCCUACAUUGAAUCGUCGGAGCGCGGUAGUGAUACUUCGGUUGACAGCCGACGACCAGAUCUUCACUCCGCUAGCACCCUCACAGACUCCCUUUUCAGUUUUCCUUCCUCUACAAAUGGCACCGAUCAACCGACACAACUCGAAACCUCUCACAAAACGGCUGAGCAUACACCGACAUCGCGGAUGGAUCAGGAACCACAGGAUACCCACAUGGCCCCGCAGACCCAGCCAGUGAAUGGAUGCUCAAUAGAUCGAUGGCAACCAUCACUACCGCCAAUUAAAGCUGGCAAUGCUUCUCUAUCACCCCCGCCCUCACCAAAGCAUUCGCGCGUGCAUUCGAACUUUGAUACUGGCUUGGCCCCCAGCCAAAAAAGAACAGCUGCCGGCGACCACAAGCCCACUAUAGAUACCCCAGUAACCCAUAGUACUGAUCUGAAUGGGGUUGCGAGGCGACGAUCGAAAAGUACUGGCUCUUCAUUAUAUGGGAACAGGAUUGCACAGCUUUCUGUACAUAUCCGUUCGCGUCUUUCAUAUGCAGCUGCCAAGGUCGAGCAGGCCCGGCAGUCUCAAUCUCGCGCAGGCACUCCACAGAAUACCCUUCGAACCCAACACAGCGCAUCGUCAUUAAGUCCAUCGGCACCGAGUGAUAUCGCGUCUUUACCAGCAGGAAACUCAACGCCAUUCUCGACAAACUCACAAUCAUCAUUCAAUAGAGCCUCUCACCACUCAAGUCACAACCGCUCACGGUCAGCAUUUGCGCCUGAUCAUUUCCCCGCUACUAGCAAGCUAGCACCGCCUGUCGAUAUCAUAUUAUCGAAUGGUCAGAGCCAACGCCGUCGACCAAAUCCUAAUGCAAUCUCUAAACCUUCAUCCUACACCCCCUUCACCCGCCACCGACGCCAUCAUUCUCACCAAGAGAAUGGGCUGAACAGGCCUCUCAACGGAGCAGCCAUAGGCCCUGGGACCCCAUCACUGGCACCAACACAUCUCAACGCACCGACAUCUACACCGAAUGGACUCUAUGGUGGUCGUACACCCUCCGAAAACACAUUAAUGGAGCAGGACGCCAUCGAAACUCUCAUGUUCAUGUCUAGCCCCGAAAACUCGGGAUACCGCUUCAGCCCUCGACCAUUGCAGCCAGAGAGCACACAAAGCAGCCUCAAUGAGUCUAUCAAUGCCAGCAAUGGAGCAUAUCAUCAUGAAAGCCAAGGCUCUCAGAGCUCCACGUCCCACAAUGGCCAAAGUUUGGAGGCGAAGCCAGGAAUGGAGGCCCAUGCGGGCGACGACAUUGAUCGUCUUUUGGAUCAAAUGGACAGUGACAGCGAAGACGAUGGACGCUUUGAGCAUAUUCGUCGUGGAAUCAAUGGGGCUCAUCCGUUCCGGCAUUCCCAACGCCCGAGAUAA
This is a messenger RNA of Penicillium brevicompactum, 1608 nucleotides long. RefSeq lists its product as uncharacterized. Lineage: Eukaryota; Fungi; Ascomycota; Eurotiomycetes; Eurotiales; Aspergillaceae. The transcript is spliced from 2 exons. The record is from RefSeq and is a predicted model, not a curated record. Bases 1 to 1608 code for a protein of 535 amino acids.